Messenger RNA from Aspergillus neoniger CBS 115656, 272 nucleotides. RefSeq lists its product as uncharacterized. The record is from RefSeq and is a predicted model, not a curated record. The transcript has a single exon. Lineage: Eukaryota; Fungi; Ascomycota; Eurotiomycetes; Eurotiales; Aspergillaceae. Bases 47 to 220 code for a protein of 57 amino acids.
GGAGAAUGUUUAAGUACGAUUGAACUAGUGUCAGUAGCAGCAGCAAAUGUCGCAAGUGCCUUUUCCAACCGUCAGUCAAAAAACCAGUCAGUCAGGAGGCGUUGGCGUUGGGGAUGAUGAGCCCCAGAUCCACUCGCCAUGGUCGCCUCCCCCAGACCAGAACCGUGGAAUUCCGCCUAGAAAGUGGAAACCCAAUGGCGGACGGUGUGCUCCGUACUAGACUUUGAGACUAGGGGAAAGGAAAAAGAGGACCUGACCCGGGUUAAUCAUCA